Photinus pyralis (common eastern firefly) is the source of this 633-nucleotide messenger RNA. Its product is annotated as probable peptide chain release factor C12orf65 homolog, mitochondrial. Gene Ontology annotation, cellular component: mitochondrion. Lineage: Eukaryota; Metazoa; Arthropoda; Insecta; Coleoptera; Lampyridae. The coding region runs from base 183 to 596 and encodes 137 amino acids. The record is from RefSeq and is a predicted model, not a curated record. Gene Ontology annotation, biological process: translational termination. The transcript is spliced from 3 exons. Gene Ontology annotation, molecular function: translation release factor activity.
UUUAAAACUAUAUAAGAAUUUGCUACGUUACGGCCAAGAAUUACAAUAUACGGAUAAAAACUACUUUGCCAGACGCAUCAAGAACGAGUUUCGACAAAAUCGUGAUAUAACAGACGAAGCCGACAUACAAUUCAAUUAUAAGAGAGGAAUAUCAUUACUUGAAAAACGAGCCGUCGUUUAAAAUGCUACAUAGAUUUAAAGCUGCCUUAAAGAUCGUAGGUUACUCAAUUCGUACGAAAUUUACAGCAGAUUCUUCGAAAGUACCCGUCCUUGUAGAAACAGAGUUAAAAGAACAGUUCGUUCGAGGUAGUGGACCGGGCGGUCAAGCCGUUAAUAAGACUGCUAAUUGUGUUACACUCAAACAUUUGCCGACAGGUGUUGUUGUGAAAUGUCAUGAAACAAGAUCACUAGAAGAAAAUCGCAAGAAAGCCAGAGCCCUGUUAGUUGAUAAACUAGACAAUUUAGUGAAUGGUAUCGAUAGCGUAGAAGCACAAAGGAAAAGAUACGAAGAUAAAAAGGGAAAAGACAAGAAACGAAAACAAGUGAAAUUAAGUUUGCUUAAAGCAGAAUGGAAGAAACGUGAAAAUCUUGUUUAGAAAUAAAAAUUGUUUAUUAAAAAAGAGUUACUAAUUA